AUGUGCUCUCCACCCGCAUCAACCGCAACGACAACUACGGAAGAACCGUCCACCACAACUACCGAGGCAACUACGACUACUACUGAAGGUUCAACCACAACUACGGAGGGAUCUACGACGACUACUGAAGGUUCAACUACAACCACCGAGGGAUCCACGACUACUACUGAAGGUUCAACCACGACUACAGAAGGUUCUACGACUACUACUGAAGGUUCAACUACAACCACCGAGGGAUCGACGACUACAACUGAAGGUUCAACUACAACUACCGAGGGAUCCACGACUACUACUGAAGGUUCAACCACGACUACAGAAGGUUCUACGACUACUACUGAAGGUUCAACCACAACUACCGAGGGAUCUACAACUACUACUGAAGGUUCAACAACAACCACCGAGGGAUCGACGACUACAACUGAAGGUUCAACCACAACUACCGAGGGAUCUACGACUACAACUGAAGGUUCAACCACGACUACAGAAGGAUCUACGACUACUACUGAAGGUUCAACUACAACCACCGAGGGAUCGACGACUACAACUGAAGGUUCAACUACAACUACCGAGGGAUCCACGACUACUACUGAAGGUUCAACCACGACUACAGAAGGUUCUACGACUACUACUGAAGGUUCAACCACAACUACCGAGGGAUCUACAACUACUACUGAAGGUUCAACAACAACCACCGAGGGAUCGACGACUACAACUGAAGGUUCAACCACAACUACCGAGGGAUCUACGACUACAACUGAAAGUUCAACCACGACUACAGAAGGUUCUACGACUACUACUGAAGGUUCUACGACUACUACUGAAGGUUCAACCACAACUACCGAGGGAUCUACGACUACAACUGAAGGUUCAACCACGACUACAGAAGGAUCUACGACGACUACUGAAGGUUCAACUACAACCACCGAGGGAUCGACGACUACAACUGAAGGUUCAACUACAACUACCGAGGGAUCCACGACUACUACUGAAGGUUCAACCACGACUACAGAAGGUUCUACGACUACUACUGAAGGUUCAACCACAACUACCGAGGGAUCUACAACUACUACUGAAGGUUCAACAACAACCACCGAGGGAUCGACGACUACAAUUGAAGGUUCAACCACAACUACCGAGGGAUCUACGACUACAACUGAAGGUUCAACCACGACUACAGAAGGUUCUACGACUACUACUGAAGGUUCAACCACAACUACCGAGGGAUCUACAACUACUACUGAAGGUUCAACAACAACCACCGAGGGAUCGACGACUACAACUGAAGGUUCAACCACAACUACCGAGGGAUCUACGACUACAACUGAAGGUUCAACCACGACUACAGAAGGUUCUACGACUACUACUGAAGGUUCAACCACAACUACCGAGGGAUCUACAACUACUACUGAAGGUUCAACAACAACCACCGAGGGAUCGACGACUACAACUGAAGGUUCAACAACAACCACCGAAGGAUCGACGACUACAACUGAAGGUUCAACCACAACUACCGAGGGAUCUACGACUACUACUGGUGGUUCAACCACGACGACAGCAGAACCUACCACAACAACAGAUAAGGUGUCUACUACAACGACAGGAGAACCGUCCACAACGACAGCAGGAACUUCUUUCUCAACGACAGAAGAAACUUCGACCACUAGUGAAGCUACAACUACAACCACCGAAGAGCCGUCCACCACAACUACAGAUGGAUCCUCAACGUCAACGACAGAACAACCAACCUCGACGACAACAGUAGAGCCAACCAGCACAAGCACGGUGGAUACUACGGCCACUACCACUACCGCCAUUAUGACUACAACCACAGAAUCUUCCACAACAACGACAGAGGCAUCAACCACAUCCACUACAAGUGGAUCCUCAACAUCAACGACAGAACAACCGACCUCGACGACAACAGUAGAGCCAACCAGUACAAGCACAGUGGACACUACGGCCACUACCACUACCUCCAUUAUGACUACAACCACAGAAUCUUCCACAACAACGACAGAGGGAUCAACCACCUCCACUACAGGUGGAUCUUCAACAACAUCGACAGAAGGGCCAACCAUGACAACAACAGAAGAACCAACCAGCACGAGCACAGUGGAUACUACGGCCACUACCCCCAUCACAUCCUUUACAACCAGCACAACUGCUGAUCAAACUGCAUCCACUGGUUUAGAUUCAACCUCUACAACAGAGGAGUCAUCCUCAACCAUUACUUCGACUACAACAACCGCAGGUCCGUCCUCCAGUACUACUGAUGAUUCUGCGUCUACUACAGAAACUACAUCCACAACAAUUGACGCAACGUCCUCCAGUACUACAGAAACAUCAACAGCAACGACCGGAGGAUCGUCCCCCACUACUGCAUCUACUGGUCAAGAUACAACUUCAACGACAGAACUGUCCACCUCGACUACCGCAGGAUCUACAACCACUACUGGAAUUACGACCACAACGACUGAAGGUCCAACGUCCAGUACCACCGCAGGAACUACGACCACUACACAAGCUACAACAUCAACGACAGGACUGUCGACAACAACCACUGAAGGAUCUACGACCACUACCGAUAUUACAACUUCUACAAGCGAAGGCCCGUCCACCACUACAACGGACAAACCUUCUACCUUCCAUCGUGGCAACUUUGAAUUUUUCUCAAAUUUCAACCAGUAA
Sabethes cyaneus is the source of this 2688-nucleotide messenger RNA. Its product is annotated as mucin-22-like. The record is from RefSeq and is a predicted model, not a curated record. Lineage: Eukaryota; Metazoa; Arthropoda; Insecta; Diptera; Culicidae. The transcript has a single exon. Bases 1 to 2688 code for a protein of 895 amino acids.